AUGGUGGAACACUGGCUCGGCCCACCGGUCGGUUCUGUAUGGCAUCUUCUGGACCGCCCAGUCCAAGCCGAGAGUGAUCCGUUUGUGUUAGGCGAAGGCUUGAUUCAGGCGGUUCCUAAAGAGGGGAGGGCAAUGCGUGAGGCUGGUUUCACAGAGCAGCGAUCACCUCCCUCUCUCGGCAGUGGACGGAUAACGGAUCAAAGCCACUCAGGUCCACAUGGCCUGCGCGUGUACCGAGAUGCGACCAUCCAACAGUCUCUCUUGUUUCAAAGCACACUUGUUGCGUCGUCUGAUAUAUACACCAUACGAUCUUUGUUGGGAUGCACCGAACAUUUUCUCUAUGUUGUUCUCUAUAACCGGGACCACAAGGAUUACCGUUUGUAUACUCUCUGCCGGAAAGCUAACGGCAAACACAGCCGCUUGGCCCUUAUCCCUUGGCUUCCCGCUGUGCCUCGACGUGGACGCUUUGUGGCAGUGGGUUCAAAGAUAUAUGUGUUUGGUGUGAUCAACGACAACUAUGACAAUAUGACAUCGACUGCGUACAGCAUUGACUGUAGAUCUCACACUGUGCAACCACUCCCGAGCAUGCCGCAUCUGUUCCGGUUUGAAACAGUAGCUGACAUCAUCGAUGACAAAAUAUAUGUAAUUGGACGUAAUUACCUUAAAGAAAUAACAGUGGUGGUGGUUGUUUUCAAUACAAAAACACAGAUGUGGGAGCCUGGGAUGACAAUUCUAGACAAGCCUGUAGGAAGUGUCAUAGGGAUCAGGUAUGGUUGUGUGGUGAUGGCUAAUAAGAUUUACGGGAUGGAUUUUGUAUAUGACCCAAAUGAAACUAAAUGGGAAACGCCCGACGAGACGCUGAGUUCGAAGAAGUGGUAUCAUGCGUGUUUCAUUGAUGAUGUUAUGUACUACUAUGAUUUGGUUGAGAACAAGUUGAUAGCAUAUGAUUCUAAGAAAAGGUGUUGGAAGGCAGUCGAAGGAUUGGAAGAACUGUUGGCCGUGAUAAGAGUUCGAAAGUUGUUUAAGACUCUGAGAUACGGUGAGAGACUGUUGUUUUUGUUUUCUAUAGAAGAAACCAUUGGGGUAGCAGAAGAGAUUUGUUGUGCAGAGAUUUCAAUGGAAAGACGCCAAGGAGGUCAGAUUUUUGGAAAAGUUGAGUGGUUUGAUCGUGAUUUGAUUACUGGAAAUUUUGACGUUAUAAAACCUCUAGAUGUUAUGCUUUGA
Messenger RNA from Brassica rapa (field mustard), 1224 nucleotides. Its product is annotated as F-box/kelch-repeat protein At4g38940. NCBI's taxonomy places the organism in Eukaryota, Viridiplantae, Streptophyta, Magnoliopsida, Brassicales, Brassicaceae. Gene Ontology annotation, molecular function: protein binding. The record is from RefSeq and is a predicted model, not a curated record.